UGCGCAUUCCACAACCUUGUUGUACACUAGUCUCACGAGCACGACGUCUCAUAAAACUAAUAAGAUAUUAUAUUCAUUUGAUUCACACCCUUUUGAUUUUCUGAUAAUAUUUUCUUUGUUUUAACGACCAACAUACAACACCAUGGCGUCAAUUACUGUUAUGCUGAUGAUCAUACCAAUCGUCGCAAUUACCAUUCUUACAGCACAAAUAACAAACGAAAUAGAUUUGUCAACGUUAACAAGUAUUACAGCCCCCCGAGAAUUAUUGUUUCGAUGUCCGUCACUGAUUGCCGCAGAAUAUGAAGUAACAGUAUUAAAUUCGGUUUCGGCGUUAAUUGCUGGUUGUGCAUACAUAACAUAUUCAUCGAGCAUAUUGAUACAGCAAUCAUAUCUGAUGUGGUUUGGCAGUAAAGAAGAAAGGGGGCAAGAUUGCUACAAUCCGAAUUUGGAGUAUUAUCGUUUUAACUGUUUAACAAAAGAUCUCGUCUUGUAUAAAGACACAAUCGAAGGACUGAUGUACUUAAGACUGUACCAAGACGAUUAUAACAAAACUGGUACACCGGAUUACAAAUGUGCAUUGUACGAGACAAUCAAUGGAAACCGCACUUCUUUCCGGUUUGCGAUUAGCCCGAACACUACGUGCAAUGGAUUAAUUGACGUUCUUUACCCACCGAGAUAUGUUGUUUUCAGAUUCCAACCCUGGGGCCUUGUUGUUAUCCUUCAAUAGAAAAAAUGUCGAUUUCGCACAUGACGAAAGGUAUCGACGACAUGCCUUACCUUAAAAGAUUGAUGGGAAUGGUGGAAAUGAUUCAGUAACAAAUACAACUACAACUAACAUUAACAAAAAUUAAACUGUGUAUUGUAAAAAAAAAAAAAUUAAGAAUGUUUUUGUAUUUUAACAAUAUCUUAUACUCAUUUCAACGAAUAUUGAUAAUUAAUAUUGUCUUAAACAUAUUAUUAAUAAAAAAAUUGUUAUUCAUUGAUAUUGUAAGUAGAAUAUUUUUCUCAUUUUUCUAUUUUGCUUUAGUUCAUUCAUUUAUUAACUAUAUAUAUAUUUUUUUUGUCAAUACAAAUUAUUAGCUUUUUUGAAAUGUAUAACUUAUUUACAGGCAUACAGCUCAUAAAUAUACCAAAAUAUUUUAUCUAAUGCAACUUUUAAUAUACCCACCUACAUCAUAAUUAAUUACAUACUAACAAUUUUGUGAAAUUAUAGUUCCAUAAUACUUUUAUGGACCUAGUAUUAAUUCUGCCUAUUAAUAAUAUUUUAAUUUUAAUUUUUUUUUUUCAUUUUCAAACCUUACUAAUGUUUUUAUUAUAAUACAUUUUUUUUUCAACUUAUUAUUCAGUUUAAUAUAAGACUAUUUUGAAUUAAUUGUAAAAUCGAUUUAAUUAAUAUACAAUAAAAUUAUUGUGAUU
Messenger RNA from Aphis gossypii (cotton aphid), 1416 nucleotides. RefSeq lists its product as uncharacterized. The coding region runs from base 143 to 727 and encodes 194 amino acids. The transcript has 5 exons. NCBI's taxonomy places the organism in Eukaryota, Metazoa, Arthropoda, Insecta, Hemiptera, Aphididae. The record is from RefSeq and is a predicted model, not a curated record.